This is a messenger RNA of Suillus subalutaceus, 984 nucleotides long. RefSeq lists its product as uncharacterized. The transcript is spliced from 3 exons. NCBI's taxonomy places the organism in Eukaryota, Fungi, Basidiomycota, Agaricomycetes, Boletales, Suillaceae. The record is from RefSeq and is a predicted model, not a curated record. The coding region runs from base 1 to 984 and encodes 327 amino acids.
AUGUCAGACAUACCACCAAACGCACCAUUCCCUAAGCCAGACUACACUCCGUUGUGCUCUAAUGGUCACAGCGAACUCCAGUGGAGAGUUGUUGCAUCCAAUGCACACGGAAACCGAGGCCGUUGGAUGGUAUCAUGUCCGUUUAUUGGACCUAAUGGCACCAUGUGCUCACACUUCCAGUGGGGUUCUCGUAGUCUGUCGUCGUCUCCAAACCCAUCGAUACCACCAGCAAUGCCACCACCUCCCCCACCUAUGCUACCAGUGCCUGUGACGUGCACUGAGUCCCAGUGUGCAUCAACACGCGUACAUCCUCUAUGUACCAACACAAUGUGCCGAAAACACUGUUGGGUCAUUGGGGGAUGUGACGCCAAGGGCCACUCUGUUAGUGGACCUGGACCUGUGCAGGCUACCCUCGUACCUGCACAGCCUCCUUCACCUGUAAUCAAUCCGGUCUUAAUGCAAGCUUCGCUCCCGGGCGCCAGUACAACGACACCGUGGUCAUCUAAUGCAUCCUCCUUGUUUUUGUCAUCUGUACCAUCCCACUCCACAUCUACUACACCUGCCUCCAGCGCUUCUGAGUCUGCAGUUUCUCUACACCCUACUACCACCAUUCCUGCUACCAGCAGGAGUAAAGGCAAACAACGUGCCAUGGCCCCGGCACAGGAAGGUGAUUUCUAUGCCAAUCCAAGAUAUCCUUCCCAAUUGCCGCCCGUUUUCACCAACGCGUACGCCAUGCAAGAAGAGGAAUGCCUUCGCAAACACCAAGCAGAAAUCCUCAAACACGAACUCGCUGUCACUGCCAAGAAUACAGUUAUGGUGUUUGGUUGGGCUGCAGCUGAUGUGUCGCCAACAAUUUGCGAGUUCCAGAGUGGCUUUGUCCUACCACGUGUGAGGGUGACGGAUGAAUGGCUUCGGAACCUUGGCCUCUCCGCACAUAUUGCAGUAACAUAUCUCCGUAUUAUACGAGUGAACGGACGUGCAUAA